CCGCCAUUUUGACUGGAGCAACCAUAGUGACAGGAGGCGAAGCAGCAGCUCAGGUUGUUACCCCCGUUUCCCCUCCCCCUUCCCUUCUCCGGUUGACUUCCCGGGUCCCCUAGAAAGACUCCACUGUCCCGGUCCUACCAUGUCCCAGAAACAAGAAGAGGAAAACCCUGCGGAGGAGACGGGCGAGGAGAAACAGGACACGCAGGAGAAAGAAGGCAUUCUCCCUGAGAGAGCUGAGGAGGCAAAGCUAAAGGCCAAAUAUCCAAGCCUAGGACAAAAGCCCGGAGGCUCCGACUUCCUAAUGAAGAGGCUCCAGAAAGGGCAAAAGUACUUUGACUCAGGAGACUACAACAUGGCCAAAGCCAAGAUGAAGAACAAGCAGCUGCCCAGUGCAGGAGCAGACAGGAGCCUGGUGACUGGUGACCACAUCCCCACCCCUCAGGACCUCCCCCAGAGAAAGUCCUCGCUCGUCACCAGCAAGCUGGCGGGUGGCCAAGUUGAAUGACGCUGCCUGGGGCUCCUCCAGAUCCUCGACGCUGCCCUCCUGGGUCCCGUGCUGGCUCCUGGCCUCCCUGCGUUGCAGUCAGGGUCAGGCGGUAGCUCGGGUGCAGGCUAAAGGGGCAGAAACCCCUGCCCAUUGGUGACCCAGCACAUGGAGCCCCUUGGGCUGAGCACCAAGACCUUGAACUUUUGUUUUGUUUUGUUUUGUUUUGUUUCAUCUUUUCCAAAUAACUGUUGGGAGAAAUCUCAGUGAAAUCCCAUGGGUGGGGUUGAGAGGGUGGGAUGAAAGGCUUGGGGGUGAAAUCAACUAGGGUUUAAAAUUUAUAUAUAUAUACAUAUGUAUCCUGACUGUCUACCUCCUUAACUUGGUUGAUGUGGAUGGGUGUCAGGGGGAGGAAUUGGGAACUGAUAAGAAGUUCUAGUUCUUCUGAAGAGGAAUGCAUUGUUUGGGUGCAACAGCUAGAGAGACCUGGCGUCAGAAAGAGGUGCUGCUGGUUCACAGACAGCAGAUGAAUAGCUCCUCUGGUUCUGCAGGGCGAGCAGAGAAGUCAGUGCUAAUUGUUUAUUUUUAGAAAGUGUUGCUAUUGAAACAGAUUUGCUAAGGCGACUUGAAGGGCAGUGAGGGGAGGGGAGUAUGGGGAACCCCACAGAGCCCAGGGGAUAUUUUUCAUUAUUUGAAAUAAAAAAAAUGCCCAUAAAAAAACGGAACCUAGAAAUA
Molecule: messenger RNA, 1219 nt
Organism: Jaculus jaculus (lesser Egyptian jerboa)
Lineage: Eukaryota; Metazoa; Chordata; Mammalia; Rodentia; Dipodidae
Gene: Ensa
Product: endosulfine alpha
Exons: 4
Coding region: 140-505 (121 amino acids)
Cellular component (GO): cytoplasm
Molecular function (GO): protein phosphatase inhibitor activity
Source: RefSeq, a predicted model, not a curated record